AUGGAUGCUGACACGGACAUGGCGACGUCAGAGUCGGGCUUUGAAGAGCAAAAACAGGACAGAUGGUUUCCUUGCGCCGGCUGCGACUUGAUCGUGACCUGUCUAGUUCGAGCAGGGCACCCACAUCCAGGCACGCACCACUACUACUCGUACACGCACUGCUGUAAGGCGUGCGAGGAAGGGCAAGGACAUUCAGAAGACCAGUGGGCAUGUGCCAGUGUGCCCAGCUCGCUUUUCCGCACGGUUGAGUUCGAUGGCCGGAAGCAACACUAUCUGCUGCACGACCCUGGCUCACAGAAGCCAUUGCCCGUUCUGCUAUUCCUGCAUGGCGCCCACACUUACAUCUACCCAGAGACAUUGUGGUGGGACGUUCGGAAUCUGUUGGAGAACAACCAGAAAGCCCGUGAGGAGUUCAUCGUCCUUGCCCCGUUCGGCUCUGUUGGAGAGCCUGUGGUGCAUCCCUCGGAGUGGAUGAAGAGGAAUCGCUUUCAAAUCGAGGAGCCUUACGUGAAGUGCUUCGACGUCGAAAUUCUUUGGAGCUUUUUCCUUGCAGCUCUCAGGGAUUUGGGAAGCAGAGCAGAUCUCGCUCAGUUACAUGUGACCGGCUACAGCAUGGGAGGGCAGGCCACCUGGGGUCUUGCCAGCCGCUUCGGCUCUCGCCUGGCCUCGGUUGCCCCCAUGGCAGCGUGCUGUGCCUGGGCAGCCGACGCCUGGGACCACGAGGCCGCCAUCCUGCAAGAGCUGGGGAAGCUGCCGCUCUGGUUCUUCGCUGGUGAGGAGGAUGUUCGGACCGUAUCUUGGCGAGACUUCUGGUGGUUGGCUGACAAGCGCGGAUACCCUACGAAGGCCCCAACUCAGGAGAUCCAAGUGGAGGGGCAAGGAGUUGGAGCGACUCUGCAUGAUUGGGCCCCGGAUCUUCAGCUGGCCCUCCUUCGCGGUACACGGACCAGCCACAGCAUCUGGGAUCCCGUCUACCACAACGAGGCUAACUUCGGACUUUUUACACGAAUGGCCGCUGCUCGCUGCCCAUCUCCGAUGACGGCUCUGGCAGAAGGACGAACGCCAUGCCCAGCACCAGCACCGUCAUAG
Molecule: messenger RNA, 1089 nt
Organism: Symbiodinium natans
Lineage: Eukaryota; Dinophyceae; Suessiales; Symbiodiniaceae
Source: the annotation of a GenBank genome assembly